ACAUUAAUAUAAAAGAAGUCUGAAAGAAGCCAAUCGUCUUUCUUAGCUUUGGGGUUAGGAGGUGUUGCUGGAAUCACCAAAACGUGGAUGACGCCCAAUUUAGCCUCUAAAAGAGGACGAAAAGCAUACAUGGCGACGACAAGUGGAGGCACCCAGAUCGACAGAUUAAGCAGUCUGCCGGACUCAGUUCUGUGUCAUAUCAUGUCCUUCCUCCCAACAAUAACGUCCGUUGCGACCAUAGACCGUUUGUCUUCUAGGUGGCGCCACCUCUGGAAAGAUCUUCAGGUCUUCCGCUUCAGCAGUGACGACUCAUAUAGCUUCAAAAGGUUUGCAUUUUUUGUGAACGCUGUGCUUGCCCUCCGCAGAUCGCGCCACAUUCGAAAGUUCGAUUUCACCUUUGAAUUUCGUGAAUACGAAGUCGAAUGUAUUGAAAUGUGGGUCCAUGCUGCCAUUGGCCCCCGCCUUGAAGAACUUGAUCUCGACAUCUAUGAAGCUGACAUAAACCUCCCUCUUUCCUUCUUCACGAGCUGCAACAACCUCGUUUCCCUCCGUCUAGGUGGUGAAUACAAUAUGAAGUUUAAACAUUCUUUAGUGCAAUUUCCAUCGCUGAAGAAGGUGUAUCUAAGCACAAUGGAUUCAGAUUCAAUAGUUGCUUUUCUCUCUGGCUGCCCCAAGCUCCAAGAUUUGGAGAUUUUCUCUGUAUAUGGAAACAGUUUGGCUAAAGCUUUCUCCAGCUCCAAGAGGUUGAAACACACCAAUGAUAAUUUCACUUGGACUUACCUUGAUCUUUGUGGCUACAGAUUGGGCAUUGCAGGCAACUUUCACACUAUGGUGGAAGCAUUUCUUGAUGUCUUUUCCUAUUGUCAAAGUGAAUUUGUUGACCCUCUUCUCAAUGACCUUCAAAAUGAUGAUUCUGAAUUAACUCUAGAGUCACGUCAUUCAACAUCAAAGUGGCCACUUCAAGUCCCUGUUAUUAAUUAUCCAGAAUUUCGCUCUUUAGAACAUCUAAAGUUCACUCUUCCCUGUUUUAACUCAACUAUUCUGGUCAACGUGCUUGAGAAAUGUCAUGACCUUAUAGUUCUCAUAAUUCAUAGCGACAAGGAGGAACCAUCGUCUUUACGAACAUGGGAGCCACAAUCAACAACUGUUCCUAGAUGUCUCAUAUCCCACCUGAAGUAUAUUUGCAUAGAAGGAUAUCAAGGAUUUGAAGACGAGCUGACAUUUGCCGAAUUUAUUUUGCGUAACGGACUUGUUUUGGAGACAAUGCUUAUUUUUGUUGACAUUUCAUUGGACAUAACAAACAAGUACCGUUCUAUCAAAAGAUUAACAAAUAUACCAAGGGGCUCUGUCACUUGCCAACUUAACUUUGAUGCAGAUGGGUCUCCUUAAGUGUGCUUUGCGGUUUCAAUAAGAAUAUGAUGGCAUUGGGAGAAAAGUAUGAAUAUGUAUUUUUCAUUUCAGCAAAUUCACAAUUCUCUGGCAGUGGAAGCUACAUAUUUUCUUUUUGGUGAUUAGUGACUCUCAAGGAUGAUUCGUUUUAUACUUGUUUUGGAAAAAUUAGUCAAGGCAUGCUCUGUCUGAUUAUCUUCUCAGUUUCUUUCUUUUUAUCAUCACCUCCAACCUGUGGUGUGUUACUUGAAUAUUCCAUGUCAUUGUAUAUAUGCUCUCUUAAUUUCUUUAUCACUAGAAGACAAAUAUCUUAUUAUAAGUUUAAUAUGAGGUAAAACAAGUUGACAUAAAACUUGAGUUUGAUAACUUUAUCUUAUAGUAUUUUACUUACUAA
Medicago truncatula (barrel medic) is the source of this 1783-nucleotide messenger RNA. Its product is annotated as FBD-associated F-box protein At4g10400. The transcript has 5 exons. Gene Ontology annotation, molecular function: protein binding. Lineage: Eukaryota; Viridiplantae; Streptophyta; Magnoliopsida; Fabales; Fabaceae. The record is from RefSeq and is a predicted model, not a curated record. Bases 88 to 1389 code for a protein of 433 amino acids.